GGAUAAUGCAUCUGCCGCUCGCUUCCUCAGUUCGCCUCAAUACACUAGCGUGGGGUUGGCGCGAGGUGCAUAAAAAUUUGAACGCACCUUCGAUGAGCUCCGGCCAAUCCCUUUCCGCUCCUCUGAUCAGCCAUGCUUCAGCUUCCUGACAUGCGCAUUCCCGAUAACCGUGACACGCAGCUCGUCCUCGGGGCUGCGGCUUGUGUUGGGGUAAUAGGAGUGAUGGUCCGGGCCUACCUUCGUAAAUCAGACAGUGGUCUUCCUCUCCCACCUUCUCCUCCCACUUGGAGACUUCGAGGACACUUGCUACCCGCUUACAACACAUCUCUCACUGUCGCACGGUGGAUUGACGAGUAUGGCCCUGUGAUUACUAUUCGUUCAGGAACCCAGAAUAUCGUGAUUAUCGGCCGCCACAAAGCCGCGGUGGAUAUUAUGGAGAAGCAGGGAGGGCUGCUAGCUGAUCGACCUCGCCGUGCUGCUGCAGAAAUCCUUACCCACGGACUGGUCGUCGGUUUGUCAUCCGCUGGGGACAGACUCCGUCGGAAGCGCAGAGCACUUCAUACGCAUCUCCAGUCCAAAGCAGCUGAGGCGUAUGAGCCUCUGCAGAUGUCACAUGCGAAGAACCUUGUUCUCAACAUUCUUGACGAUCCAUGCAACUUCCAGAACCAUGCGGCAACUUGUUCUGCGGCGACGAUCAUGAAGGUUGCUUAUGGGAAGACUACGUCCACGUCCGCAAGUGAUCCCGAGAUCAGAGAGGCUCGCCAGCUCAUCAAGAGAAUUCGUUUUGUCAUGCACCCUGGUGCUUACUUGGUGGACUUGAUACCGUGGCUCAAAUACCUUCCUUGGUAUGCGCCAGAAUUAAAAGACGAGUUCGAGAGGACCAAGCGACUCUACACCGACCAACUGAACCGUGUGAGACAGCAAAUGCAAGGCAAUGUGGACAUCGGUCCUUCGUUUGCAAAACAUAUGCUAGAAAAAGAACAACUCUAUGGCUUGACAGAGACUGAGAUGGCGUAUGUUGCUGGCGCCUUAUUUGGAGCUGGAACCGAAAUGACCGCUAUGGCAAUAUGCACGGUGCUAAUGGCAGCUGCGCAUUUCCCUGAAGAGCAAGCUAAAGUCCAGGAGGAGCUUGAUGUAGUCAUCGGAAGGAAACGAGGUACUAAGCUCUAUUUUUCAUCGCAGUUGUGUCAAUUGAAUGAUUUCCCUGCCGAAGCACCGACCUUUGCCGACAAACAAUCCCUUCCUCAUCUGGAGGCCUUCAUAAUUGAGGCUUUGAGGUGGAGACCGUUGGAUGGAUUGCCUCACCGAACGACCGCAGAUGUGAUUUGGGAAAACUAUUGCAUUCCCGUCGGAACUACGGUAAUCGGCAACAUCUGGGCCAUCUCUCGUGAUCCAGAAGUCUUCCCUGAGCCUAAUGCAUUCAAGCCUCAGCGCUGGAUUAACGAGCAAGGUCGCGUAAGAGACGAUCUAACAUUCUUUGUGUAUGGGUUUGGUCGGCGCGUAUGCCCAGGCCUACAUCUUGCGAACAGAUCGCUGUUCAUAAAUUUGCUUCUCAUGCUUUGGGCCUUCCAGAUCAGUCUAGAUCCUACGAAGCCGCAGGAUGACAUGGGUUUUAUGAACGAGGCGAUGCCAAAUGUUCCAUGUGCUCUCGAAUUUAAGACAAGGGUUCCAGAAGUCGAGCUCAGAUAUAUGAUGGAGGAUUGACCUGAGGCUGGGUGAGAAGCCUUGACGUUGAAUCGGAUCGCCACUUAGGAGGGAACGAAGAACCAAUUGGGAAUCUCUAGGACAUUCAUCACCAGCUGAUUCCGAGUCGCAAUAUAGUCAACUACGUUGCGUAUCUCUUGCUUGUAUUCGGAGAUCCAGUUUUACUGCGCACUGAUGACAAUUAGUAUUCUGUCGAUGUUAUUUUUUGAAGGAAUGCACUCCCUGACGUCCGGUCAUUGAGUACUUGGAUAAUGUUCAUGUAUAUAUAUUGUUUCAUUUCCCUCGAAGGUCC
Suillus clintonianus is the source of this 1996-nucleotide messenger RNA. Its product is annotated as cytochrome P450. Bases 133 to 1704 code for a protein of 523 amino acids. Gene Ontology annotation, molecular function: oxidoreductase activity, acting on paired donors, with incorporation or reduction of molecular oxygen; monooxygenase activity; heme binding. The transcript has 12 exons. NCBI's taxonomy places the organism in Eukaryota, Fungi, Basidiomycota, Agaricomycetes, Boletales, Suillaceae. The record is from RefSeq and is a predicted model, not a curated record.